Molecule: messenger RNA, 2637 nt
Organism: Trichobilharzia regenti
Lineage: Eukaryota; Metazoa; Platyhelminthes; Trematoda; Strigeidida; Schistosomatidae
Source: the annotation of a GenBank genome assembly
AAACGAUGACCUUUAGCAGUCCGCCAAAUUCCUGACUGCAGUCCUACUGGCUAGGCAUUUCUGUAGUUUGAAUUUGGAAUACUCUAGUUACUUGUGACUAUGGCAACGAAUCCAGAAGAACUUUUGUCAAGUGUGUCCAAGGCUUAUUGUAAGUUAUAAACUCACGAUUUUUCAUUUUUGUAUUAUUUGAGACCCUACUGAUCCUCAUUCUUACGAACAAUGGGUGACUUACAUCAACAAAAUGGAAGAGAAAGUUAGGUCAAUGGGAAUAGAUGAAGAUAUUCCUAAAGUUCUUUUAGGAGUAUAUGAAGACGCUGUGAAUAAUUUAGAUAUAGACUGGACGGAUAAGAGGUACCUUAUAAUUUUUUUCCGAAGAGUGGUUCUCGAUGUGUUCGAAAAUGGUAAAGAUAGUUUCCCAUAUCUUGAUGCAUGUGCUCUAUAUGGAUGGAAAAAUAUUCACUUAAUUGUAGGCCUAGCUCAUCAGUAUUGUAUGAAUGGUGAUAAAGCCGAGGCGAAAUCGGUAUUAAAUGCUUCGAAAAAGCGUUAUGAUAGUAUUGGAGUAGAAUUACUCCGCAAAGCAGAGCAUUUAGUGGACAACGAUGGCGACUUCAAGCCAUUUGUGGGUCCAUUCUACUACUUACCAUACUCUAGACCCCCAGAUAUAAAUGCCGAAUUGAGUCCAGUGAAACCGAUGAAAUCAGAAGAGAUUCUUUCCAAUGGUGAAAAUGCAUCAAUUGUUCGUCUGACUGCGGAAAUGGAUCGAAAAAUGCUGAUCAGUGAAUUCAAGGAUUCAACGAACUGUACAUCACUUUACGUUCCACCAGAGCUCAUUCAAACUGAUAUGCAAGAUUCAGCCGAAAAUCCGGGACGAAAUUCGUCUUUUGAACCGUGUUCUUCGUCCACUGUUUCAGUGUCUGUGGAAUUUGAUGAACGUUCACCUCUCCGUGGUUGCGAUGGAUUUGGAAGUGGGGCACAACACCAUUCUGUGGGUGUACAAACCGACUUAGAAGAUGCGGAAAAGAAUGAAGUCAUGGUUGGAAGUGAAUUCUAUCGAAUAAUUGGUAGAUUAGGUGAAGGCGGUUCAUCUGUGGUGUAUUCAGCUUUGGAUGGCAGUUUCAAUCCUUGGGCGAUUAAAGUAGUCACAUUGAAGCGUGGUAUUUCGAAGGAGUGUGUCACCUCCUACCUACACGAGAUUGAAAUGCUCAAACGUUUUCAGAAAAGCGAUAGGAUUAUUCGAUUGAGAACAUAUCUACAAACACCUGAGCUUAUUAUUUUGGUAUUGGAGAAAGGGGAAUGUGAUCUGAGUAAAAUUAUUAUUCAACAUGCUUCUGAAGAAAAUAGCGUAUCGUCUUCAACGAGACACAUCCGCCCUAUGCCGACAACAGCUGUUAUAUUCUACUGGGAUCAGAUGUUAAGAUGUGUGAAUGAACUUCAUGAUCUAGAAAUUGUUCAUUUAGACUUGAAGCCACAAAACUUUGUUUUAGUUAAUCGCCGAUUAAAACUAAUCGAUUUUAGCACUAGUCAUGAAUUGUCAAAGGAAUCAGUAAUAUCAGACGAUUGGGUGAAUUUGGGAACUGUAUCGUUUAUGAGUCCAGAACGAUUAAGAAGACCGGUGAAGUACAAUACAGAUUUUCUACUUUAUCAUUUUAUAAUGGAGAAAAAGACUACUGAUGAUCAACCUAAGAUUGGUAAGAAGUCUGAUGUCUGGUCGUUGGGAGUAAUCCUCUAUCUGAUGGUUUAUGCGAAGGCACCAUUUCAACAGGAGUCUGUAGAAGAACGUAUCCAAGCAAUUCUCGAUCCGAAUAACGAAAUUCCUUUUCCAAUGAUUAGAAAUAGCUCGAUUCACAAAGCGUUAAGAUAUUGCUUAUCCCGGGACUAUGAACAACGUCCAUCUGUCUAUGAUUUAUUAAGCUAUGAGUAUGCUCCCAAUACAAAUAUUUUUAACUAUUCUAGGUUGUAACCAGUUGAGAAAAAUCUUCGAAAUGAUAAAAGAUGAGCUCACAUUAUCGUGGUACAAUAGAUGUGCCUGCUUUGUACGAAGUUCAUUAAUGGGAAGAACUGCAAGAGGUGAUCGAGUUUUCUCUGAAGAAAUCUCCAGAUAUUGACGACCAUUACAACGCCAGAGCCUAUCUGUGAUAUCUGUGUUGGUUUUUUAUAAUUAUUUAAAGGAGGGACCAACUGAAAUCCUUAUGAAGUCUUUCAAGCGGUUGAUUUGAUUAUUAUCAUCAUUAUCAUUACUAAUAAUAUUUUGUACUGGUACUUUUAUUUUCUUAUUGUCAUUCCCAUAACGAUGAGUGUUUUCACUGUAUCGUGUGUACACAACAGCAUCAUUCACAGUAAUAAAUAACCUGAGUGAAACAUGUACUUGUUGUUUUCUUAUGUGGAUAUAUGUGUCACUGCUGACUACCUCUUUCGAUGAAAAUUGUAAGACAAGCUUCUGAAUAGGCGCCAUGUGUAUCUCUUCCCAUUUCAAAAGAUUGUCACGGUUCAUGAAUUAAUUGUCGCUUACGAUGUAACACAUAAGCUUGUGCGGUGUUCUUACAACUAAUUGUUUCUUGGCUAGUUUCCUUUUUUCUAAUGACGAACUCAUGGAGGUGUGAUUUUGAUGGUGGACGAAAUAGACCUUUUAUCCAAUCA